Saccoglossus kowalevskii is the source of this 957-nucleotide messenger RNA. RefSeq names its product mu-type opioid receptor-like. Lineage: Eukaryota; Metazoa; Hemichordata; Enteropneusta; Harrimaniidae. The record is from RefSeq and is a predicted model, not a curated record. Gene Ontology annotation, molecular function: G protein-coupled receptor activity. Gene Ontology annotation, cellular component: membrane. Gene Ontology annotation, biological process: G protein-coupled receptor signaling pathway.
AUGAACAAUACCACUAUUGAUGCCGCCACUGAAACAGGUCGCGUCGACUUCAUCGGCGUUAUUUAUUGUAUCAUUGCAGUGCUCGGUAUCAUUGGUAACUCUCUAGUCUGUGUCAUAUUUGGACGAAAUCGCAAGAAAUUCCACUCAUUGACUCAUUAUUUUAUUCGUCACCAAUCUUUCAUUGAUCUCAUCAGCUCGUGUGUGUUUCUUGUGACGCAAAUUGUAUAUGUACAUAACCCAGGCGUACUUGGCGGGGUGGUCGGUGUACUGUACUGCAAAAUGUGGUAUUCGCGGGCUCUGCUAUGGGGGUUUAUGACGACAUCUAGUGCCAAUUUAGUUGUCUUGACGAUCGAGAGGUACAUCAGCGUAGCCCAUCCAGUUUUUCAUCGCAACAAAUUCACUGUCAAUAAGGCAAUUCUUGUAAUGGUGCUAGCUUGGGUGUACGGUCACUUCCCCCAUGUAGUUUACGGAACAUGGUCUUUUAACAGCAGCGACGGUGAAUGCGUUGCUAUGAAAACAACCCGUGCCUUCCGAGUCUACACCGGCAUCACGUUCUUCGUCUGUCUGUAUCUGCUGCCAAUCGUCACCAUGACUAUAUGCUACAUCAAAAUAUGGAUGGUAUUGCGAGUGAAAACCAAUCCUAGUGACGAACAUGUCGACAACAGGACGAAAAAGAUGGAAAGAAUUCGAAGAAAUGUUAUCAAAAUGUUACUGAUUGUUGUCAUCUCGUUUGUGAUAUGUUGGUCGCCGAAUAUAUUCUAUGUUAGUGUGUUCCAUCUUAUUUUGGACAACUACGUGGACUUUGAGAGCGAAUUCUACAAAUUCACCGCUAUGAUUACUUUUUGUAACAUGUGUAUUAAUCCUUUUAUUUAUGCCGCGAAGUACGAGGAGUUCCAAAAAGAGUUGAAAUUUUGUUGUAGAAAUCAUAACAUCCUGACCAAUAGCGUGAGCAUGUAA